AUGGUUGAGCUCUCUGUUGGCGAAGUCUCGGGUCUCAUCGCGGCAGGUGUUUUUGUUUUGCAAAUUCUCCUCGCCCUCAUCUUCCCCGUCGCGCUGGUCGGCUUCGUCGGCGAAGAAAACACCGCGGUCACCUGGUCCGUUCUUGGACGCUCGCUCCAGUCCUCGCCUUGGCCAACGCUCCUCCAAACCGACGCGGCAGCAAGUCAUGGUGUCCGACGGCGCGUCACUCACAGCUUGACCUUCCAGACGGUCAUUGUCUACUUGGUUUCCCUCGCCGCAAUUGUCACACCUCUUGGUCUGUACCAAACAGUGGAACCCGAGAACCCCUACCCCGAGGCUUUUCGGUUCGUGAAAGACGAGUCUCCAUUUGGGUACGGCACGCCCCCGCGGCUCGAGGGGCCUUUUGCGCGUAACUGUGGGAACGAUCCGUGUCCCGGGUCCUGGAAGAAUGUGACAUGCGUGCAGCAAGGGCUACUACAGAACUGUACCGGUGCUGUGUUUGGCCGAGCCAUCCCGCGGCCGUGGACGACGACGUUGCGAGAUGGUGCGAACCGGGUGGCCCAGUCGGUGUCCAGCAUUUUUGACAUCCAAUGGCGUAGUCAGAUGAAUGCAUCGGACGGCUUGGGUGAGUCUGGGUGGUUUUUAAAGUCCGGAUAUCGGCAGAUUGGGAUGUUGAUCCUCGAACCGACCAUCCAGCUGGUGGACGGUUUGGUGGUGGACGCCCAAAGUGGCGGGAUUGGGUUCCGCAAUCAUACCGCACCCGUCCCUGUUCAUGAGGAUGGGAGCACGUGGGAAGAGGAUAUCCUGUUCAUCGAGCCCGAGGCGCAAUGCGUCGACUUGAACGUCACCUUUGACUUCAAGCUUUCGUCGAACACGGACAACAAGCUUGUUGUGACCUCGUACGCCUUUGUUGAUAGAGGCGGGCUCUCUGCCUUGCCUCGGAUGAGUCCGAACUUGUCGAUUUCUGCGUUUGGUAACGGUCAGGGAGCGCUGGAUCUCCGCGAACGGGCGUACAAGGCGGCUUGGGCCAACAAUUUCCUGACACUCGCGUACUUGAACCGGACAGACCCGGACCCGACGAACAUUACGAGGUGGGACGUGACGCCGGGGAUGAAGUUUUACAGCACCGAGAUGGUCGAGGACGCUAGUAAGAUUAACGGGAUGAGUCCCGCGGGCGACUUUGUAAUUGACCACCUUGCUAUCCGGUCGACGAUGGACUACGGCGAGUAUCUCAGCUUCUCAACAGCCGCAGCGAGCAACAAGUUGAACUCAACAAACCCGUUUGGUAUUUCAAGGGCACAUUUCGACCUUGUCUCUGAGAUCUGUGCCGGAGGCGACGGCGCCAACUUCCCAAACAUCAACAGCAGCCUCAUCGCCUGCGGCCUCCAAUACGGCACAGCCAGGCGCACCGACGGCGGCUCCGAGGUCAGCCCGCAGCCCGGCUCCGCCUGGACGCUCCCUGUGUACAGCUGCGCCGCCUCUGUCCGCGCGACCAUCCGCACCGUCACCUUCCGGUAUAACGGCACCGGACUCGCCGCACUGAACGCCACAUCAGCCCCGGCCAAAUCGUACCCCUCCCUAGCCGACCAACCACUCUGGGCCGUAGAAUCGAUUCCCUUCCCCGCGAAAAUCAGCAAUGUCCAACCGCUUUGGGGUAUCCUCGGCCUCGGCGCGAAUACGACAACCUCUACCGCCGUCCCGCCUUCCCUAGCUGCAAAUCUCACCGCCUACCGCGGCCCGUUCCUAAAUCUCCCAGGGAUCUUGACUUCCACAUUAUCUCCAUUACACAGCUAUGACUACGUCGAUCCGGUCGCGGGGCAGAACCUACCCGGCGUCGACUUUUACGUGCAAGCGCUGAUAAACGCUUUCAACAUCAUCCGGCCGGGCUCGGCCGGGUAUGCGCAGUACGCGGAUUACUCUGGGCUUACGUCGUUGGCGUUGGUUACCAAGUGGCGGGCGUUGCUGGGUGCGGGGGGCGGGAACUCUGGGAGGGUGGAGGAUGGAGGUGCCGCGACGGCUGGGAAGGUGCUGCAGUUGGUGUGGACGGAUAUUGCAGCGAAUGCGGUGGUUGGGACGAAGGGGUGGGGGUUGCGAGGAGGGGAAGAUCAAGGAGGUGAAGGGGGAAAUGGUGUGAAAAGACGGGAUGAUAGCGGGAAGACGGGUGGGGCCAACGAGGCCCGGGUACUUGUCACGGCGUAUAAGCGUCGCGUGCGGUAUCACCUCCUCUACAUGAUCCCGGCCAUCCUGGUCCUAGUCCUGUCUAUCAUCGUCCUCAUCGCCUGGAUCGUUCUAUUGCUUCUCGGUCGGACCGGCCUCGCCAAGAUGCGGCGGCUGCUGGACGCCACUUCGCCUGGGAGGAUCCUAGGCGGGUUCCUGUGGCCCGGGCAUGGGGCUACGCUGAGGGAGACGAACGAGUGGGUGAAACAUGUCGGGACAAAAGUGGUAGUCGUGGGGCGCGGGCCAGGAGAGUCGCUGGCUGUGGCGGAUCAGGAAGCAUGGCGGGAUGAGCAUCAGUUGAUGGGGGGUAGGCAGGGAGCUGUAGGGGAGGAGACGAUCGAGUUGGUGCCGAAGGGGGAUGAUAAGCCUGGGGGUGCGGUUUGGUAG
This is a messenger RNA of Dichotomopilus funicola, 2604 nucleotides long. RefSeq lists its product as uncharacterized. The transcript has 3 exons. Bases 1 to 2604 code for a protein of 867 amino acids. The record is from RefSeq and is a predicted model, not a curated record. Lineage: Eukaryota; Fungi; Ascomycota; Sordariomycetes; Sordariales; Chaetomiaceae.